This is a messenger RNA of Aspergillus terreus NIH2624, 981 nucleotides long. Its product is annotated as tRNA wybutosine-synthesizing 3 family protein. NCBI's taxonomy places the organism in Eukaryota, Fungi, Ascomycota, Eurotiomycetes, Eurotiales, Aspergillaceae. The record is from RefSeq and is a predicted model, not a curated record. Gene Ontology annotation, biological process: tRNA methylation. Bases 1 to 981 code for a protein of 326 amino acids. The transcript has 2 exons. Gene Ontology annotation, cellular component: cytoplasm. Gene Ontology annotation, molecular function: tRNA methyltransferase activity.
AUGGCAGACACAAGACUUGUCCCAAGCGCCUUUGAAGCUCGGAAAUCAAAGAUCCUCGCAGACCUUUCCAUCCCAGAUGCCGAGUACACGGAUCUGUCCCCCAAAGGGUCCGUGGAUGAAGGCAUCCGCGAUCUCAUCCAGGACAUCAACGGGCUGCCCGGACUGGUGACCACGAGUAGCUGUGCUGGGCGGAUCAGUGUAUUCUUAGAGGGGAGAAAUAAACAACCUCAGAGAGCCUCAGAAGAGCAGCGACGACAGUUUGCGCCGUCGGGGGGCAAAGGGGCGGGGAAAUGGCUCUAUGUCUCGCAUGACCCUCUGGAAGAAAAAGCAAUGUCGCUCCAUGAGAGAUUCGGCCUGACGCCGGGCGAUGGGAAACCUCCUGCGGCGAACAAAGCAGGACAGGCCCCGCGUCUUGUCCGUUUUCACUACGAACCGAUGAUUCUUCACAUAAUGGCUGCAACGCUCCACCAUGCAAGUCCUGUUCUAGCAGCCGCUUCCAGCUCCGGUUUCCGCGAAAGCGGUUUACAGAGCUUGCGAUGCCUAGAAGGCGAUGAUGAUGGCCCAAGCCCUAUUGUCGCAGUGCGCUCCACAGGUCUAGCUCUCGAGUCUGUCAUCGGGUACUGUGACGAUACUGAUGAUGGUGAUCAAGAUGGCAAGGAGCCUGUUGUCCAUAGUCUGGUGACUGAGGAGUAUUUACAGAUGUUGGUUGCAAUCUCCAAUGAGAGGUUCUCCAUCAACGCAGAGCGUAAAUCCCGUUUCCGGACGAAUCUGCUGGAACUAUGCUCUUCCGUGCAAUCGGAAGCUUCCAAGACGAAGGGAAAGUCAAGGCCGUCUGGAUGGGAGGACCCUGAAAAGAGAAGAGAAAGGAAGAGAGCUGAGGGGUUGAUGAGGAAAAAGCUUCUUGAGAAGCAGACGAAAGCGCAAGACAAUCAAUCUUCGGCGGAAUCUACGGAAGAGCUUGUCUUACCAACAGGAGACUGA